AUGAGUGCAGUUUUCGAAUUUGAAGACUUACCAUCUUCAAUCUCAAAUAUUAACCUUGAUGAAGAUCUUGUUGAAAGUGGUUAUUCUUCUGAAGUAGACAUCACUGAAGCUAGGACUCUUCCAGCAGAUGAAAAAUUAUACGAAGUGGCCUUAGAUGAAAAUUACAUUUCAUCAUCUCUCACUAUCAAUUCACCAUUAACUAGUGUAAACCGAAAAGUUUGUCUUGAUGAUUUUGAAAUGUUGAAAUUACUUGGACGUGGAGCUUAUGGUAAAGUUAUGUUAUGUCGUCAUAAAGAAAGUGGUAUCUUGUAUGCUAUGAAAGUAUUAAAGAAAGCUUCUUUAUUUGUCCAUGCAAAGAAUGCUGAGCAUAUGAAAGCUGAAAGACAAAUAUUAGAAGAAGUACGUCAUCCAUUUAUUGUCCAACUCUUUUAUGCUUUUCAAACAAACGAUAGAUUAUAUUUGAUUUUGGAAUAUGCAACAGGUGGUGAAUUGUUUACUCAUAUGGCUUCUGAACGAAUGUUUUCGGAAGAUGUUGCAAGAUUUUACAUAGCAGAAUUAAUAUUAGCCUUAGAACAUUUACAUGAUUUGGGUAUUGUGUAUCGUGAUCUAAAGCCUGAAAACUGUUUAUUGGAUAGAGAGGGACAUAUACGUUUGACUGAUUUUGGUUUAUCAAAGGUUUCAAUUGAAGGUAGUAGAGCAAAUACAAUUUGUGGUACAACAGAGUAUAUGGCUCCAGGUAAAAUAGACAGAUAA
Molecule: messenger RNA, 753 nt
Organism: Cokeromyces recurvatus
Lineage: Eukaryota; Fungi; Mucoromycota; Mucoromycetes; Mucorales; Mucoraceae
Product: kinase-like domain-containing protein
Exons: 3
Coding region: 1-753 (250 amino acids)
Biological process (GO): protein phosphorylation
Molecular function (GO): ATP binding; protein serine/threonine kinase activity
Source: RefSeq, a predicted model, not a curated record